AUGUUGAGUCUGAUCUCUGCUUGUGCUGGGCUGGGGUCAGAAAAACUGUGCAGAUGCAUUCAUAGCUUUACUGUUAAACUCAGAAUUGAUGCACACCUUAAAGUAGGUAAUGCACUCUUGGAAAUGUAUUCGAGCAUUGGAGCCAUUGAUGAUGCAUCUAAGCUAUUCAACAUAAUGCAGGUGAAAGAUGUGAUCAGUUGGACCACAAUGAUCAACAUGUAUGGUUCUGCUGGUUGUCCUGUUAAUGCUCUGAAGUUCUUCUGGCAGAUGAGAAGUGCAAAUGUUGAACCCGACAUGGUUUCAAUGGUCGCUCUGCUUAGUGCAUGUGCAGUGUUAGGUGAUCUACAAAAACUUAAGAUCGUCCAUAAUCAAAUUAUUCUUUGGGGUCUGGGAGAUGAUAUUUUCUUUGAUGUCCCAAAGGAGUCAAGUUACUUGGAGUUCCAUGAUUUCAAGGUAUAUAAUGAAUGGCCAAGCAGAAAAUGCUACGAAAUUGAUGAUAAAGAUGGUAACUGGGGAUCAACCAACAAAAUGGAUGCAGCUCUGUCGGUUAAUGGACUGUCAGCAAUUGCCGACCUUGCUAACUUGGGAUUGUGUAAGCAGGUUCAUGCUUACAUUGUAAUUUGUGAUAUAAUAAUUGUUCAUAAUAGAUGGACCAGUUAUCUUUAUUCUUAUUAUGUGGUUGAUGAUGGAAUGCUUGAAAGCUCAAAGUAG
Nymphaea colorata (pocket water lily) is the source of this 711-nucleotide messenger RNA. Its product is annotated as pentatricopeptide repeat-containing protein At3g26630, chloroplastic-like. The coding region runs from base 1 to 711 and encodes 236 amino acids. The transcript has 3 exons. NCBI's taxonomy places the organism in Eukaryota, Viridiplantae, Streptophyta, Magnoliopsida, Nymphaeales, Nymphaeaceae. Gene Ontology annotation, biological process: RNA modification. Gene Ontology annotation, molecular function: protein binding; RNA binding. The record is from RefSeq and is a predicted model, not a curated record.